CAACUGCCGGUUCUCAGCAGUACUUUCCUCACGCUCUGACAGCAUGAGGAAAGUACAGCCAAGAAUCGGCAAUUGCAUUUCCCAGUGAUCAGCAUGUCAUUGGACAUGGCUGAUCACGUGGUAAAAGGCCCCUGUGAUUGGCCUUUUACCACAUCGCGUGAUCAGCUGUGUCCGGCACUGAAGAUCAGUGCCUUGAUGAUCGGUGCCCAGCAGUGCCACCCACCAGUGCCGUCCACCUGUGCCCAUCAGUGCCACCCACAAGUGCCCAUCAGUGCCACCCACAAGUGCCCUCAGUGCCCAGCAGUGCCACCCACCUGUGCCAGUGCCACCCACCUG
This is a messenger RNA of Staurois parvus, 336 nucleotides long. Lineage: Eukaryota; Metazoa; Chordata; Amphibia; Anura; Ranidae. The record is from the annotation of a GenBank genome assembly.